Lepus europaeus (European hare) is the source of this 1561-nucleotide messenger RNA. RefSeq names its product C-terminal binding protein 1 (gene CTBP1). Gene Ontology annotation, molecular function: transcription corepressor activity; oxidoreductase activity, acting on the CH-OH group of donors, NAD or NADP as acceptor; NAD binding. The record is from RefSeq and is a predicted model, not a curated record. Lineage: Eukaryota; Metazoa; Chordata; Mammalia; Lagomorpha; Leporidae.
CUCGCGGGGCCCGCGGCCGCCCGCGCUUUUCAAUGGGCAGCUCGCACUUGCUCAACAAGGCCUGCCUCUCGUAAGACUUCGAGCCCGAACCCGAGCCGACGCAGGCCUAGUGGGUGCCGUGGAUCGGAAGCCGGGCGCUGUGCUCGGAGACUGCCAUGCGGCUCCACGCCCGGAUUCUGAAGACAGAGCUUUGAACAGGCGAAUUCAUGGUCGUGGAGACCCCGCCCGUGGCGAGGGAUGGCAGGCGUCCGACCUCCGAUCAUGAACGGGCCCAUGCACCCCCGGCCCCUGGUGGCCCUGCUCGACGGCCGGGACUGCACCGUGGAGAUGCCCAUCCUGAAAGACGUGGCCACCGUGGCGUUCUGUGACGCGCAGUCCACGCAGGAGAUCCAUGAGAAGGUGCUGAACGAGGCCGUGGGCGCCCUCAUGUACCACACCAUCACGCUGACCAGGGAGGACCUGGAGAAGUUCAAGGCCCUGCGCGUCAUCGUCCGCAUCGGCAGCGGCUUCGACAACAUCGACAUCAAGUCGGCCGGGGACUUGGGCAUCGCCGUGUGCAACGUGCCCGCGGCGUCCGUGGAGGAGACGGCGGACUCCACCCUGUGCCACGUCCUCAAUCUGUACCGGCGCACAACGUGGCUGCACCAGGCGCUGCGGGAGGGCACGCGGGUGCAGAGCGUGGAGCAGAUCCGUGAGGUGGCCUCGGGGGCCGCGAGGAUCCGCGGGGAGACCCUGGGCAUCAUCGGACUGGGCCGUGUGGGGCAGGCUGUGGCGCUGCGGGCCAAGGCGUUCGGCUUCAGCGUGCUGUUCUACGAUCCAUACCUGCCGGACGGCGUGGAGCGGGCGCUGGGGCUGCAGCGCGUGGGCACCCUGCAGGACCUGCUGUUCCACAGCGACUGCGUGACGCUGCACUGCGGCCUCAACGAGCACAACCACCACCUCAUCAACGACUUCACCGUGAAGCAGAUGCGGCAGGGGGCCUUCCUGGUGAACACAGCGCGAGGCGGCCUGGUGGAUGAGAAGGCCUUGGCCCAAGCCCUCAAGGAGGGCCGGAUCCGCGGCGCGGCGCUGGACGUGCACGAAUCAGAGCCCUUCAGCUUUAGCCAAGGCCCCCUGAAAGACGCACCCAACCUCAUCUGCACCCCGCACGCCGCGUGGUACAGUGAGCAGGCGUCCAUCGAGAUGCGGGAGGAAGCGGCCCGCGAGAUCCGCCGUGCCAUCACAGGCCGGAUCCCAGACAGCCUGAAGAACUGUGUCAACAAGGACCACCUGACAGCUGCCACUCACUGGGCCAGCAUGGACCCCGCCGUGGUGCACCCCGAGCUCAACGGGGCUGCCUACAGGUACCCCCCAGGCGUGGUGGGCGUGGCCCCCACCGGCAUCCCAGCUGCGGUGGAGGCAUCGUUCCCAGCGCCAUGUCCCCUGUCCCAUGGCCUGCCGCCUGUGGCCCACCCGCCGCACGCCCCCUCCCCCGGCCAAACUGUCAAGCCCGAGGCGGACCGAGACCACUCGAGCGAGCAGUUGUAGCGGGGGAUCCCGGCCGCGGGGCGGGCGGCGCCGG